UUGGCCGCUAUAGACGCAAGGAGAGGGAGAAAUAAAACAAUUGCAUGGUUAACACGCGUCUACCAGACGGAAGAAAGGAAGGACAACUGAAAGGAGCGAAUAACGGGAGAAAAAACCUUAGGUUUAACCUGAAACAGAUCGCUUCUUUGAAAUAAGGAUAAAACAUUUUUUCUCAACCCUGGAUAUAAUGUGAGGCACCACCCGUGCAUUCAUAUUUAUUGAACGCUUUUUGGAUUGUUCUGCAGUGGGAAAAGGAAUUGGAAAUAAUUCUGCUUACAAAUAGGUGUUUUUUCCGGGGGAUAACGAACACAUCCACAAAGACCUGGAGCGGUAACAGAUGAACGCUUAAGAGGGAGCGCACGGUAUGAGGACAGCAUCUAAACGUUCGGGCGGGACGAUGGCGGAAGGGCCGCGGAGAGCGGGGUUCUGGGACGGGAGGACGACGACGACGAUGACGCCGCUGCUGCUGCUGCUGGCCGUCCUGGCCGCCCGCUGUCCCGCGGUUUCGGGCACGCUGGAGCUGCAGCUGGACGAGGAGCAGCCGGCGGGCACCAUCGUGGGCGACAUCAGCGCGGGCCUGCCGCCCGGGGUGACAGCGUCGCUCUACUUCAUCUCGGACCUCGACGGGACGGGCGUGGGCAGCGACCUGCACGUCGACGAGACCACGGGCAUCAUCAAGACCGCCAAGGUCCUGGACCGGGAGGCCAGGGACCGCUACAGCUUCAUCGCCGUCACCAUGACCGGCGUGACCGUGGAGGUCACCGUGGUGGUCAACGACAUCAACGACCACGCCCCGGAGUUUCCCCGGAAGAGGGUCGCCUUCAAGAUCCCCGAGCAGACGGCGGUGGGCACCAGGUUCCCUCUGGACCCGGCGUCGGACGCCGACGAGGACCGGCUGACCACCCAGGGGUACCUCAUCAAGGACGGGAACAUCGGGCAGGCCUUCCGGCUGGAGACCAAGAGAGGCGCCAACAAGAUCCUGUACCUGGACCUGGUGGUCAACGCCGUCCUGGACAGGGAGAAACGGGCGUCCUACUCCCUGGUCCUGGAGGCCUUCGACGGGGGCUCCCCGAAGAAGACCGGGCAGAUGGUGCUGGAAAUUUCCGUCCAGGACAUCAACGACCACGCCCCCGUCUUCAACCAGAGCCGCUACCACGCCUUCAUCUCGGAGAACCUGCCGCUGGGCAGCAACAUCCUGCAGGUGUUCGCCACCGACGCGGACGAGGGGGACAACGGCCUGGUCCUGUACGAGAUCAACCGGCGGCAGAGCGACCCCGAGCGCUACUUCGCGAUCGAGCCCCGCUCCGGCGUCAUCGCGCUCAGCAAGCCGCUGGACUACGAGCAGCGCAAGGUCCACGAGCUGGUGGUGCAGGCCCGGGACAACGCCUCGCAGCCCGAGGUCACCAACGCCUUCGUCACCAUCCACGUGCGCGACUUCAACGACAACCAGCCCACCAUGACCAUCAUCUUCCUCAGCGAGGACGGCUCGCCCCGCAUCUCCGAGGGCGCCCAGCCCGGCCAGUACGUGGCCCGGAUCUCCGUCACCGACCCGGACUACGGCGAGUACUCCAACGUCAACGUGUCCCUGGAAGGCGGGGACGGGAAGUUCGCGCUCACCACCAAGGACAGCAUCAUCUACCUCAUCUGCGUGGACCAGAUCCUGGACCGCGAGGAGCGGGACUCGUACGAGCUGAGGGUCAUGGCCACCGACGCCGGGACGCCUCCCCUCAGGGCGGAGUCCUCCUUCACCAUCCAGGUGACGGACGUCAACGACAACCCGCCCCUCUUCGACCAGCAGGAGUACAAGCACGCCAUCCCGGAGGUGGUCUACCCGGGGAGCUUCGUGCUCCAGGUCACCGCCCGGGACAAAGACCAGGGCCCCAACGGGGACGUCCGCUACAGCAUCCUGCGGGACGCCGCGGGGGCCCGCUCCGACUGGUUCGCCAUCGACCCCGAAACGGGGAUCAUCACCACCGCCGCCCAGCUGGAUUACGAGACCGACCCCCGGCCCAGCGUCACCGUGGUGGCCACCGACGGCGGGCGGCCGCCCCUCUCCUCCACCGCCGUGGUCAAGGUCGUCCUGCAGGAUGUAAACGACAACCAGCCCGUUUUCGGGAGCGACUCCUACAACGUGUCCAUCAAGGAGGACACCUCUCCCGGGACCUGCUUCCUGGAGGUGACGGCGACCGACGCGGACAGAGGCUCCUUCGGCGCUGUCUCGUACUCCCUGGGGUCGGGCGGCGGCAACGGCGGGAGCCCCGCCCAGUUCACCAUCGCCAAGGAGACGGGGCAGAUCUGCACCGCCGCGGCGCUGGACCGGGACCAAGGGCCCGCCAGCUACGAGUUCAGCGUCACGGCAGUGGACGGGGGUGGCCUGAGUUCCACGGCCCGCGUGACGGUCCAGCUCCAGGACAUCAACGACAACCGACCCACCUUCUACCCGCUGCACUACGCCGUGAGCCUGAGCUCACAGAGCGCGCCCGGGACCUCCGUCGCCAGGGUGACGGCCUUCGACCCCGACGCGGGGGAGAACGGGAGGGUGACCUACCGCACGGCGCCCGGCGGGGGCUCCUCCUUCUUCACCCUAAACAAGGACACAGGUGUGAUCUCCCUGUCCCGUUCCCUCCACGGAAAGGCCAAUUCGGUCAUCCCCAUGGUGAUCUCGGCGCAGGACGGGGGCGGGCUCACCGCCCCGGUGAACGCCAGGGUGAACAUCAGCGUGGUGGCGGGCUCGGUGGCGCCCCCUGUGUUCGAGCAGGCGCAGUACUUCUUCGCCGUCAGCGAGGACGUGCUGCGGGGAACGGUGGUGGGCGUGGUCAGGGCCAACAGCCGGAGCAGUUCCUCCAAAGAUGUCUUCUACACCAUCUCCUCGGGCGAUCCGGACGGCUACUUCACGGUGGACCCGGAGACGGGCUCCCUGCGGACCAGCCUGCCGCUGGACCACGAGGCCCGGUCCUCGCUGGACCUGGAGGUGCAGGCGCGGUCGGGCUCGCCCCCGGCCUACGGCCAGACGCGGGUCCGCGUCACCGUCGCCGACGUCAACGACAACGCCCCCAGCUUCCUGCCCUCGUCCUCCGAGUCCCUCCUGCUGCCCGAGGCCACGGAGGUGGGCGCGGUGGUGUACCGGGUCCGAGCCGAGGACCGCGACUCAGGCCCCAACGGCCAGCUGACCUUCGACCUGGCCUCGGCGGGCGGCCAGCGCACCUUCGCGGUGGACCGGGCCAGCGGGGAGGUGCGCCUGAUCGGCGGGCUCUCGUACGAGACGGCCCCGCGCUACGACCUGGCGGUGACGGCGCGCGACGGGGGCGUGCCCCAGCUCAGCUCCACCUUCGCGCUGGCGGUGCACGUGCAGGCCGAGGACCAGCAGGGCCCCGCCUUCGACACGCUGGUCUACCGCGUGGAGCUGCGGGAGGGCACGCCCCUCGGCACCCGCUUCCUGCAGGUGCGGGCGCUCAACCGGGAGGGGGGCGGGGCCAACGGAGGCUCCGCCCACCCCGGCGGGGGGCCGGCCUACCACCUGCGGCCGGACGGGGACGCGGCGGGCUUCGGCGUCGCCCCCGACAGCGGGUGGCUGUUUGUGAAGAGCGCCCUGGACCGCGAGGCCAAGGACGUGUACCUGCUGACGGUCCACGCCACGUCCGGCAGCGGGCACCUCAAGAGGACGGGCAGCGCCACCGUCAGGGUCUCGGUGACGGACGAGAACGACAACCCGCCCCGCCUGACGCGGGACCGCGCCUUCCUGGCCGUGCGCGAGAACCUGCCCGCCGGCACCGGGUUCGGGAGGGUGUCGGCCACCGACCGGGACGCCGGCCUCAACGCCCGCCUCGCCUACCGCCUCCUGCACUCGGACGCCAACUUCCAGAUCAACUCUCAGACCGGUGAGAUCAGCACCAGGGUGGUGCUGGACCGUGAGCACCAGUCCAGUUACCAGCUGGUGGUGGUGGUGCAGGACGGGGGCACGCCCCCCCGCAGUGCCACGGGCACCGCCCACAUCACCAUGCUGGACGACAACGACAAUGCCCCCUCCUUCACCCACGCGCCCGGGGGGGAGCUCCUCCUGCAGGUGCUGGAGGGCCAGGCCUCUGGUUCCAUAAUCGGGGUGCUGCAGGCCAAAGACCCGGACGAGGGGGAGAACAGCACCGUAUACUACUCUCUGUCAGGUCCCCGGGCCGAGCGGUUCUCCCUGGACCCGAACACAGGCGAGCUGCGCACCUCGUCCCCGCUGAGCCAGGCCGAGAGGGCGGAGUACGGAUUCACUGUGACCGCCACUGACCGGGGCGUGCCCCCCCGGAGCACCGACUGCACCCUGCGCGUACAGGUUCUAAGUUCCAGGAAGGCUGUCCCAAAACCCAACACGCUCUCCAUGACCCUCAACUCGGUUGAGGGAGCCCAGCCCGGGUCGAUCAUUGGGUCCGUCCGAUCACAUGACCAGCAGAAGGUUCCGGAGGAGGGUCAGGUGACCUACGUGGUGGUGGGCGGGACGGACCGGGACGGGACGUUCAUGGUGGACCGUCUGACGGGGGACGUGUACCUGACCCGGGAGCUGGACUACGAGCGGGGCGCCCGCUACACCCUCCGGAUCGAGGUGGACGACUUCUCCAGGGCCUAUCCCAGCAGCCACCUGGUGCAGCUGGACAUCGAGGUGCAGGACAGCAACGACCACGCGCCGCAGUUCCCCGAGGACCCCGUCACCAUCGUGGUCCCCGAAAACAUGGAGCCCGGCUCCUCCGUCUACACCUUCCAGGCGGAGGACCGGGACGGGACGGGGCCCAACAGCGAGGUGCGCUACUCCAUCCUGAACCGCUGGCCCGACGCCCCCGACCUGCUCCUCCUGGACCCCGCCACGGGGGUGCUGACGCUGGGCGGGGCCCUGGACCACGAGGCCGCCUCCUCCCUCCUCCUGGUGGUGCAGGCCACGGACUCCGCCCCCGACCCCGCCCAGCGGCGCCGGGGCUCGGUGACGGCCCGCGUGUUCGUGACGGACGAGAACGACAACGCGCCCGUGUUCGGCUCGCCGGCCGCCGUCAGCGUGAUGGAGGACCAGCCGGCGGGCUUCGUGGUGCUCUACGUGGUGGCGCGCGACGCCGACCGCGGCGAGAACGGCCGCGUCUCCUACCGCAUCCGGGACGGGAACGCCGGCGCCCGCUUCAGCCUCAACCCCAACACAGGUUCCCUGACCAUCCUCAAGGCCCUGGACCGUGAGGAGCAGGCGCUCUACAACCUGACGGUCGUCGCCGAGGAUCACGGGACGCCCCAGCACUCCACCACCCAGCUGCUGUCCAUCCAGGUGAUCGACGUCAACGACGAGGCGCCCUGGUUCGAGAGGGGCGAGUUCGAGGCCCAGGUGUCCGAAAACCGGGCCCCUGGGACGUCCGUUCUGACCGUGUCCGCCUCGGACCGGGACCAAGGGACCAAUGGCCAAGUGACUUAUGGAGGCAUCGUGGAAGAGGGGUUCACCAUUGAUCCCGUGACGGGGGUCAUUUCCACCACCAAAACCCUGGACAGGGAGGUCCAGGACCGCUACACAGUGACAGUCUAUGCAAAAGAUGGCGGGCUUCCACCGAACUUCUCCAAGGCAACGGUGAGGAUCGAGGUCCUGGACGAGAACGACAACGCCCCGGUCUUCAGCCGGUCCCUCCACAGCCUGGAGGUGCCCGAAAACCUGGAGCCCGUGGCGCUCUUCACCCUGAGGGCCACCGACCAGGACGCGGGGAACGGUGGGGACGUGGAGUACAGGAUCACGGCCGGUGACCCUGCAGGUGACUUCCACCUGGACAGGAGCUCCGGGACACUGUCCACAGCCCGGCCCCUGGACCGAGAGGGUCGGCCCAGCUACACGCUGACGGUGGUGGCCCAGGACCGGGGGGCCAGCCCCCUCAGCAGCACCGCCACCGUGGAGGUGACCGUCCUGGACGUCAACGACAACAGCCCGAGGUUCGAGAGCGCCGGCUACGCCGCGGACGUUCCGGAAGACGCCGCCGCGGGGUCGCCGGUGCUGGCGGUGGCGGCCGGCGACGACGACGAGGGCGAGAACGGCCGGGUGCAGUACUUCCUGUCCAGCGAGUCGGCGGGCACGUUCGCCGUGGACCAGGACACCGGCCGCAUCACCGUGGCGGCGCCGCUGGACCGGGAAAAGCGGGCCUCCUACGACUUCCUGGUUCGGGCGGUGGACUCCUCCCCCGCCGGGCCCCGCAACAGCACGGCCCGCGUGACCGUCAACGUCCUGGACGUCAACGACAACGCCCCCUUUUUCAUCCAGGACCCGCUCGUCAUCAACGUCUCCAGCGGCAGCGUCUCGGCCAAUCAGGUGGUGGCCACCAUGAAGGCUGAGGACAAGGACUUCGGCGGCAACGGCUCGGUCUUCUACCGAUUCUCCAGCCCGGUGCGCGGCUUCGCCAUCAACUCUCUGACUGGCCAGAUACAGGUGACCGACAAGCAGCAGGCCCUGUCCCAGAGCCAGCGCACGCUCAUCGUGGAGGCCAAGGACCAGGGCAGCCCCGCCCAGUCCUCGCUGGGGGUGGUGCUCGUCUACGUCAAGGAGCAGGAGUACAGCGGCAUCCGCUUCUCCCAAAACGCCCGGGACAUCAGCCUCCAGGAGAACGCUGCCACAGGUACGGCCGUGGCGCAGGCCCAAGCACAGCACCCCGACGGCCUACAGAUCUCCUACAGCAUCUUCAGCGGGAACAGACUGCAGUCCUUCAGCAUCAGUAAAGACACAGGUGAGAUCGUCGUGCAGGAGUCCUCCGGCCUGGACUUUGAGGACACCCCCAGGCUCCGCCUAGUGGUGAAGGCGGAAACUGCGUCCUCCAGCUCCUACAUGGCCAUCAACCUGAUCCUCCAGGACGUCAACGACAACCUGCCGCGCUUCCAGCUGCAGAACUACGUGGUCUACAUGCGGGAGGCGCAGGGAUACGACAUCCCCAUCAUUCAGGUUCUGGCCGAUGACCUGGACCAGGGUCAGAACGGCCAGGUGACCUACUCCAUCAAGUCGUCCACCCUGAGCGGCCUCUUCAGGAUCGACCCGGCGACGGGCAGCGUCACCACGGCCGCCAUCAUGGACCGGGAGAUCUGGACGCAGACGAAGCUCGUCGUCACGGCGACGGACCGGGGCAACCCCCGAUUGGCCGGCCAGGCCACCCUCACGGUGAUCGUCGUGGACCUCAACGACAACAGUCCCACAAUCCCCCUGCCGCGGGAGAUACGUGUGGCGGAGAACACUCUGAUCGGCACGGAGAUCACCCAGGUGACGGGGAACGACGUGGACUCGGGCCCCGCCCUCUCCUACUCCCUGCAGCUGGACGCCCACUCGCAGGGGAAAUUCGGGAUCCACCGCUACGGGGGCGGAGUUUCCCUGACUGCCCCGCUGGACUUCGAGGAGAGGACCUGGUACACCCUCACCGUCCGGGCCUCCGACUCCAGGCACCAGAGCGAGGCCAACCUGACCGUGCUGGUGGAGGACGUCAACGACAACGCGCCCGUCUUCACCCAAGACCUCUACCAGGUAACGCUGCCUGAGCAUUCUCCACCAGGAAGUCCCGUCAUCACAGUGACAGCCACAGACCGAGACUCAGGAGACAACGGGAAGGUCACCUACCGAGUGAUGUCAUCAAGCAGAGACGGCUUUUACAUCGACCCCAACAACGGCACACUGUUCAUCAAACAGGAGACGGAGUUCGACCCCGAGCGCCCCUCCGUCACCGUGGUGAUCGAGGCCCGGGACAGCGGCACCCCGGCCCUGUCCUCCGUCACCACCGUCCAGGUGCAGCUGUCCGACGUCAACGACAACGCGCCCACCUUCCACCAAUCGGAGUACAGGGCCACCGUGUCGGAGGACGGGCUCCCGGGGGCCACCAUACUGACCCUGGAGGCGGCGGACGGGGACCCGUCCCGCGAAAACUGCGGCUUCGACUUCGCCAUCGCCAGCGGCAACGCCGGGAACGCCUUCCAGAUCGAGAGCAGCGUGCGCUUCCUGGAGGGGCGGGGCUUCCAGACGGUGGGCACGCUGAUCCUGGCGGAGCGGCUGGACUUCGAGAGCGCGGCGCGCUACAACCUGACGGUGGUGGUGUCGGACCGCGGCGUGCCCCAGCGCAGCUCCAGCGUGCCGGCGGUCAUCACCGUCACCGACACCGACGACAACGCGCCCGCCUUCGGCCGCGCCGAGUACGCGGUGGCGCUCAGCGAGGGCGCGGCGGCCGGGACCGAGAUCCUGCGGCUGACCGCCGCCGACCCGGACUCCGCGCCCAACGCCGAGGUGCGGUACGCCAUCAGCUCUGGCGACGAGACGGGGCUCUUCACCGUCGACCAGUGGACGGGAGCCCUGCGUCUGCGCCGCUCGCUGGACCGCGAACGCCGCUCCUCCCACACGGUCGUGGUCCAGGCCUCCGACGGCGGCGGCAACUUCGCCCUGGCCCCCGUCACAGUGGAGGUGAAGGACGUCAACGACAACAAGCCCUACUUCCCCCUGGACACCCUGAUGGCCAGCCUGCGCGAGAACCAGCCGCCCAACGCCCCGGUCACCGUGCUCCACGCCAUCGACCACGACACGGGGGUCUUCGGCCAGCUGCGCUACUACAUGGCGGAACGUUCCGGCGACGGCACGGAGUUCUUCUCCGUGAACCAGACCUCGGGGGAGGUGCGGUCGCGCUUGACCUUCGACUUCGAGAAGCUCAACAGCUUCAGCUUCGUGGCUCUGGCCGUGGACACGGGGAACUACUCCGCCACAGUGACGGUCCAGGUCUACGUCACCGGGGAGGACGAAUACGACCCCCUCUUCACCUCCCCCGAGUUCUCCUUCGAGGUGCCCGAGGGGGCGCAGAAGGGCCAGAGCAUCGGGCAGGUCCAAGCCAGCGACGAGGACGGCGGCGUGGACGGGAUCGUCCUGUACUCCCUCCCCGACGGGUCGCCCUACUUCGACAUCAACGCCACCACGGGCGUGGUCUUCCUCAAGAUGGACAGCUCGGGUCGCGGUGGCGGGGGGCGGUCCGGGGGGCGCUCCAAACGGGAGGCGGAGCCGCAGGCGCGGACGAUGACCCUGGACGUGGCGGCGCACAGCCCCCUGGACACGUCCCGCGUGGCCACCGCCCAGCUGACCGUCGACGUGACCCGCACCACCUUCGGGCUCCCGCCGGACGUCAACGUCCUGCUGAUCAGCGUCAUCGCCGUCUCCCUGGGCGCCAUCCUCAUCCUCGUCGCCGUCGCCGCGGCGCUGUGCCUGGUGAGGUCGCGGCGGAGGAGGAAGAAGGAGCGGCAGGGGGCGCCGGCGGGCACCGCCCUGCAGAAGCUGGACGACUCCAAGACGGCGGCCGCCGGGGGCGAGAGGAUCUACCACCAGACGCUCCCGGGGUACGCCGGCGACCAGGGCGGGGCCGGCGGUGUGGGGGCCUACCCCAGGGGGGGCUCCCUGGACCCCUCCCACUCCAGCGGGCGGGGCUCGGCCGAGGCGGCGGAGGACGACGAGAUCCGGAUGAUCAACGAGUACCCGCGCGUCUCCAGCAUCACCUCCUCCAUGCAGGAGCACAUCUCCGCCCGCGGGCCCGACUCGGGCAUCCAGCAGGACGCCGACCAGCUUUCGGACAUCUCCUGCGAGCCCGGCAUGGAGGCGGGGGGCCAGUGGUUCAAGGGCAAGAAGCUGGGGAGCCUCGGCGGGACCAUGCUGUCCGGCCAGCACCCCGUCUACCGGGACGAGGGCGGGGGUUACCUGGGCGUGGGACGGGGCCUGAACAUCCCCCAGUCCAAGGACUACGCCUUCCCCGAGGACGGCAAGCCGGCGGUGGACGGCUCGCUGACCGCCAUCGUGGCCAGCGACGAGGAGCUGCGCGGCAGCUACAACUGGGACUACCUGCUCAACUGGUGCCCGCAGUUCCAGCCGCUGGCCAACGUCUUCACCGAGAUCGCCCGGCUGAAGGACGAGACCGCCGCGCCCAACAGCAACCCGCCCCGCCGGCCCUUCCAGCCCAAGCCCAAGGUCGACCCCAAGCCCCGGAUCGACCCGCCCCCGCUCAUCACCUCCGUGGCCCACCCGGGGGCCAAGUCCGUGCCGCCCAAGCCCGCCGUGGGCCGGACGUUCCCGCACCUGGCGUCCCUGCGGCGGUCGCCCAUCAGCCACGAGGGCUCCAUCUCCUCGGCGGCCAUGUCGCCCAGCUUCUCGCCGUCCCUGUCGCCGCUGGCCGCCCGCUCCCCCGCCGUCUCACCCUUCGACGUCUCCCAGGGCCCCUCGGCCCACAUGAUCAGCACCGCCGAGCACUCCCUGGACAACGGCGACGAGGCCGAAAUGAGGAUAUGAUGUCACCGAGGCACCCCGUUGUCCGUCCGCUCCGGACCGCCCUGAAGACUCACCACCGCACCGCGUGUCUGGGAAGGGCGAAAAACACGCUAAAAAUGUAUCUUCUCACAAAAAUACAAAUUACCUCCCAAACAAAAACACCUAUAAACUGCAGUCAGAGCAGUUGGAGGCACAAGCCGAUCUGCAGGUGGCACAAGGGUGUAAACCGUACGCAGAGAAAUUAGUAUUAAGCAUGCAAUACAUAUGUGCGAAUACAAAUUUCAAAUACACGGAUCUGGAGUAACUGCCCGUCUCUGGUGAUGGUGAAGAACGCUGGUCUCGUCCGUCACCCUCGUGAGAGAGGUCCCCA
Anguilla rostrata (American eel) is the source of this 10631-nucleotide messenger RNA. RefSeq names its product dachsous cadherin-related 1b (gene dchs1b). Lineage: Eukaryota; Metazoa; Chordata; Actinopteri; Anguilliformes; Anguillidae. Gene Ontology annotation, biological process: homophilic cell-cell adhesion. Gene Ontology annotation, cellular component: plasma membrane. Bases 365 to 10282 code for a protein of 3305 amino acids. The transcript is spliced from 22 exons. Gene Ontology annotation, molecular function: calcium ion binding. The record is from RefSeq and is a predicted model, not a curated record.